CGCCUGGCGUCUUAUGUAACGACGGGUACCUGCUACCCCAGGCUGCAUCGACGCUAAAGCGCCCUGUAGCCUCAGCGGUAAACUCCGCCUGACCAACUCCGUCUUUAGCGGCCGCCCAGCUUACAUCCAUGCUUUGUUCCGACGUCAACGCCUCGAAGCCCUCCAGCUCCUUUUAUCAACGUCACGAGUUCUUCUCUGGCUCUUGCUCACGCGACCGACCCGCCAAUGCCUGGAUAGACAGGCGUAAGGGAUACACCAAAGUCCCUUCUUCUCGUUCCUCUCAUACCGAGACCCGAAGGAAUCGGAGAUUGUAAAACGUUCAGCAGCAAACCUGCUCGAUACGAAAGAUUAACGCCAAAAGCCGAGUGACGCCAAUCACUCCGAUAACAACCUCCCCCCAGCGGAGGGCAACAUCACCAAGGCUUUAAUCGAAACACACUCCUGCUCGGAGCCAGCGGAAUCUGAUAGAGAAAAUGGCUUCGAGACCAGAGUACCAGUCAUUAGCGGAUGUGGAGGAUCACGCAGCAGCCUCAGACGAAGAUUCGGCGCUGCUGGGAGGCCUGGACCAGGACAGCAACGAUGUGCCCUUUUCGUGGAUCGAAUAUGCCAUCUUUUGCUUCCUGGGUAUGGCCAUGCUUUGGGCCUGGAAUAUGUUCCUCGCCGCCGCCCCGUACUUCGCAUCCCGCUUCGCCGGCGACUCCUGGAUAGAAGCAAACUUCCAGUCCACCAUCCUCACCGUCUCGACCCUCACGAACCUCGUCUCCGCCCUCAUCCUCUCCCACAUCCAGCACUCCGCCUCGUACCCCUUCCGCAUCAACCUCGCCCUCGUCAUCAACACCGUCAUCUUCGGCCUUCUCACGGGCUCCACGGCCGUCUUUCUCGAUGCCUCGCCGCGCCAGUACCUGGGCUUUGUGCUCACCAUGGUGGCAUGUACCUCUUGGGCCGCGGGCCUGAUGCAGAACGGCGCGUUCGCUUUCGCCGCUGGCUUUGGCCGAUCCGAGUAUAUGCAAGCUCUCAUGGUAGGCCAGGGCGUGGCCGGAGUUCUGCCUUCCAUCGCGCAAGUCGUCUCCGUGCUCCUCUUCCCUCCUAGCAAAGAAAACGCAGCCGCAGGCGAGGGCGCCGGACAGUCCUCCGCAUUCUACUACUUCCUCGCCGCCGUCGUCAUCUCCUUGGUGACCCUCGUGGCCAUCAUCCCCCUGGUCCGCCGACACAACCGCCUGGUAGCCGACCGUCUCACAGAGCACCUCGCCUCCUCCAUGGCCAGUAUCGAAGAGGCCGAGCGCGCCACACGCAAAGUCGUCUCCCUGCUCCACCUCCUCAAGAAGCUCCGCUGGCUCGCGUUCGGCGUGGCCCUCGUCUUCGCCGUCACCAUGUUCUUUCCCGUCUUCACCGUCAAGAUCCUUUCCGUGCACAAGGAUGGCGGGAUACUCUUCCAGCCCGCCGUCUUCAUCCCCGUCGGCUUCCUCUUCUGGAACAUUGGCGAUCUCCUGGGCCGCAUCGCCACCAUGCUGCCCUUUUCGCUUUCCCACAGGCCGGUCCUGCUCUUCGCGCUGGCCGCGGCCCGAAUCGCGCUUCUCCCGCUCUACCUGCUCUGCAACAUCAACGGCCGCGGCGCCAUCAUCCCGAGCGACUUCUUCUAUCUCUUCAUCGUCCAGCUUGUCUUUGGCUUGACCAAUGGAUGGGUUGGAUCGAGCUUCAUGAUUGCUUCGGGCGAGUGGGUUGAAGACAAUGAGCGAGAGGCUACCGGUGGAUUCAUGGGCCUGUGCCUGGUGGCCGGUCUUGCAUCGGGAAGUUUAUUGAGUUUUACGAUAUCUGACAUCUAAUCAUUGUGUGAACUGGUCAUUUUAAAGGCGUUAUCAUGGGGCGUGUACGGUAUUCAAUUCAUGGGAGCGGCAUUCAACAGCCCAAGUUUGCUAAUCCAAAGCUAUGCAGUGUAAAUUACCAGAUAUUAGAUGAAUAGCUAUAGUAACAAAUUCUAGAGAAAUAUAGCUAUAAUAGCAGAGAGUAGCAAUUGUAACAGAAAGUAGUAACGAUAUCUACACAGCAGAU
Trichoderma harzianum CBS 226.95 is the source of this 2049-nucleotide messenger RNA. RefSeq lists its product as hypothetical. The record is from RefSeq and is a predicted model, not a curated record. Lineage: Eukaryota; Fungi; Ascomycota; Sordariomycetes; Hypocreales; Hypocreaceae. Bases 474 to 1823 code for a protein of 449 amino acids. The transcript is spliced from 2 exons. Gene Ontology annotation, cellular component: plasma membrane; fungal-type vacuole membrane. Gene Ontology annotation, biological process: nucleoside transmembrane transport. Gene Ontology annotation, molecular function: nicotinamide riboside transmembrane transporter activity; nucleobase transmembrane transporter activity.